This is a messenger RNA of Sturnus vulgaris (Common starling), 956 nucleotides long. The record is from RefSeq and is a predicted model, not a curated record. NCBI's taxonomy places the organism in Eukaryota, Metazoa, Chordata, Aves, Passeriformes, Sturnidae.
AUGGGGCAGCGGCGGGGCCCGGCCGUGCUGCUCCUGGCCCUGGGGCACCUGGCCGGGCUGCUGGCAGCCGGACCCGCCUGCGCCGACGCUUACCGGGGCCUCUCGGACUGCGUCCUCAAGCUGGGGGACAGUAUGGCCACGUACGAGGAGGAGGAGGGCAUCGAGCUGCAGGGGCUGCGCCGAGUCUGCAGGUAUUGGGAUGAAUUCCACACCUGUGCCCUGACGGUGCUCUGGGAAUGCCAGAAGGAAGCAGCAGCCAUCUGGGAGAUGCUGAGAAGGGAGUCCCGAAAAACCAAAUUUCAAGGCAGUUUGUUCGACCUCUGCAGCCCCAGCAUGGCCCAAAGCUUUGCCUGGACCCGUGUUCCCAACAUUUCCAUCCUCAGCAUCCCCCUCAUCGUCACUUGGAUGAACUUAUAAACUACAGCUCUCUGAGUAUCCCAACAAAAGUGGUGGCAGUGUGUGGCAUGGCAUCUUUCAGAUCUGUUUUCCAAACCUUUGAGGAAUACACUGUGUGGAGCUCAGAAACUCCUGGCCCCAUCCUGCGCCUGUGAGACAUGGAAGAGCUCGGCAGCAUCUCCAGGGUGUGGAAAUUUCUCUGUAAUUUGGAAUAACUCCUGUCCUCUUCUGCCUCAAAGCACAGGCACAGAUCUGGCUGUUGGAAGAUUUGGGAACUUGUAAAUACAGGGCACAGGAUUUGGGGAGAAAUGAUAAAUUCUGGAACAAGGAUGAAUGCUGGACAUUUCUGCACUCUUCUAAUGGCAACUGGAAUUUGCUGACUCUUUCCACCAGAUCAACUCUCAAGGGUUUUGAUUUGGGCACUCAGAACAAGAUGGGUAUUUUUCCCACUGCUCCAUGAGGUGCAGGGGAUGGUGUCUGUACUGUCACAGGCUGAAGGGAGACCUUACCACCCUGUACUGGCCUUUUAUCUUUGAGGAUAUGGUAAAACCCCUGCUGAA